AAGAAGAACCUGAAUAUCAGUGAGAGGGACCCAUGUUACAAAGUCAGAUAUUUGGGCAAUGUCCAAACCGCCAUGAUGAAAGGCGACGGCUGUGUGGACAAACCAGUGGGAACCAUCUGGAACAACUAUAUGCGCAGCUCCCAUGCUGGAUUAGAAAUGAAGCUCAAUAUCACUGGAUCUGGUCUUAAGGCGCAUACCAAGGAACAGGGAUUGACGGAGUACAGAGCUCAUCGAAUUUCUUACUGCAUAGCCCAUCCCAGCUACCCACGACUUUUCGUUUGGGUUUACAGACACGAGGGCAAAAGAAUGAAGAUGGAACUACGAUGCCAUGCAGUUUUGUGUAAAUCUGAAGCUAAAGCGAAAGCAAUGGCCGUGCAGUUGCAUCAGAAGCUGUCGUUUUCUCUGAAGGAAUUUCAAAGAGAGAAAAUCAGGAAGCAAAAUUCUCGCCUGGUUUUGGAAAGAACCAAAUCGUUGCCCAUUGCCAACUCGGUGCUGCCUCUAAGGAAGCAAUUCCUCAGCACUGGCACGAACUUUAAGCCGCCAAUUUCGAAAUCAAAUACGGCACCACGAUUGGGUUCCAUCACAGAAAAUCACCAAGACGAGGAA
Molecule: messenger RNA, 606 nt
Organism: Lottia gigantea (owl limpet)
Lineage: Eukaryota; Metazoa; Mollusca; Gastropoda; Lottiidae
Exons: 1
Source: RefSeq, a predicted model, not a curated record